CGAUCCAGCGUUCCCUCCUUGCUAGUCAUUGGAUCUUUUCGUCCCGUUCCGCGCGCUCGUGCGUCGCUGCCUCUCCGCGGCCAUGAAGAUAAAGCCCGUUUCCCACAAGACCGAGAACACGCACCGGUUUCUUACAUUUGCUGAACGACUAGGGAAUGUGAAUAUCGAUAUUAUUCACCGGAUUGAUAGAACCGCAAGCUAUGAUGAGGAAGUCGAAACCUACUUUUUUGAGGGGCUGCUGAAAUGGAGAGAAUUGAACCUUACAGAACACUUUGGGAAAUUUUACAAAGAAGUUAUUGACAAAUGCCAGUCAUUCAACCAAUUGGUCUAUCAUCAAAAUGAGAUCGUUCAGAGUUUGAAGACUCACCUGCAAAUUAAGAACAGUUUUGCCUACCAGCCUCUUUUGGACUUGGUUGUGCAGUUGGCGCGAGAUCUGCAGACGGACUUCUAUCCACACUUUCCGGAUUUUUUUCUGGCCAUCACAUCUAUCCUGGAGACCCAGGACACGGAGUUGUUGGAAUGGGCGUUCACCUCGCUGUCCUAUCUGUACAAGUACUUAUGGAGACUGAUGGUGAAGGACAUGACCAACAUCUACAGCAUGUACAGUACACUCCUGGCUCAUAAAAAGCUGCAUAUAAGAAAUUUUGCUGCUGAGAGCUUUACUUUUCUCAUGAGAAAGGUUUCUGAUAAAAAUAUGCUUUUCAACUUAAUGUUUCUUGACCUGGAUAAGCAUCCUGAGAAGGUGGAAGGAGUUGGACAGUUGCUCUUUGAAAUGUGUAAAGGAGUCAGAAACAUGCUUCACUCCUGUACAGGCCAGGCGGUCAGACUACUUUUGCAAAAACUAGGACCUGUUACCGAAACAGAAACGCUGCUCCCCUGGAGCUUCAUUGGAGAAACCCUGAAAAGCAUGGUCAGAUCCACAGCGUUCUACGUCUACAAGGAACAUUUUGGUACAUUUUUUGAGUGUUUGCAAGAAUCCCUCCUGGGUCUACAUACUAAAGUAACCCCAAUGAACUGCUCUGAAAGCUCUGACCAGAUGAGAAGAUUAUUAGCAAUGUAUCUGAUACUUGUGCAACAUGGCAAUGGGUCCAAGGUAACCCACCCUGUUGCCGUUUGUAAGGUAUUGUCUCAAACAUUGCAAAUAGCCAAUCUCUCCUCACCUUGCCGGGAGACACUCUUGGAUGUGAUAUCUGCUUUGAUCCUAGGAGAGAAUAUUUCCUUGCCCCAGACUCUCAUCAAAGAAACCAUAGAAAAGAUUUUUGAGAGCGGAUUUGAAAGACAUCUCAUUUGGAAUUUUUCGGAAGUCAUGUUCGCUAUGAAGCAGUUUGAGCAGCUUUUUCUACCAAGCUUUCUCUCAUAUCUUGAGAAUAUCUUCUUGAUUGAUGAUGCUAUCGUCAAAGAUGAAGCUCUGGCUAUUCUGACAAAACUCAUUCUGAACAAAGCACCACCUCCCACUGCUGGUUUGAUGGCCAUUGAAAAGUACCCUCUGGUUUUCUCACAACAGACGGUGGGACCCUAUUUAAAGCAGAUGAAGACUAGAUCCAGGGAAGAGAAGGAACCAAUUCCAGUGUUGGAUCAUCUCUUGUCUAUAAUUCAGCUGCCUCCAAAUAAAGAUGCUACUUACCUUUCACAGUCUUGGGCAGCACUUGUCGUGUUACCUCAUAUUAGGCUUCUCGACAAAGAGAAGGUAAUACCACUGGUCACAUGCCUUAUAGAGUCACUCCUCACAGCUAUUGACAAAGGGAGCUUUGGAAAAGGAACCUUAUUUGUUCUCUGUCAAGCUGUAAGUGCUCUGCUCAGUUUGGAAGAAUCCUCUGAACUUCUCCGUUUGGUUCCCGUGGAACGUGUGAAGAAUUUAAUAUUAAUGUUGCCUCUGGAGCCAUCCGUGUUGCUGUUGGCUGAUCUCUAUUAUCAGAGAUUAUCCUUGUGUGGCUGCAGAGAACCACUUUCGCAGGAAGCUUUAAUGGAAUUAUUUCCGAAGUUACAAGGAAACAUUUCAACUGGCGCAUCCAAGAUACGGCUUCUGACCAUUAGGAUUCUAAACCAUUUUGAAGUCCGGCUUCCAGAAUUGAUGGAGGACGAUGGGCUGUCAGAGAGCCAGGCUGUGUUUGCUGUAAUACGCCAGGCGGAACUCGUCCCAGCCACCGUGAAUGAUUACAGAGAGAAACUGCUGCAUCUACGGAAGCUGAGACACGAUGUGGUGCGAACUGCAGUCCCCGAUGGCCCACUGCAGGAGGUGCCGCUUCGUUAUUUACUAGGCAUGUUAUAUGUGAAUUUCAGUCCUCUGUGGGAGCCUGUCAUUGAACUAAUAAGUUCUCAUGCACAUGAAAUGGAAAAUAAGCAGUUCUGGAAAGUCUACUAUGAACAUCUUGAGAAAGCAGCUGCACGUGCUGAGAAAGAGCUGCAGAGCGAUGAACAAAAUGAAGAGCAAUCGACUGGAGACGGGCGUUGGGAGCAGACCCAGGAAGGAGAUGUGGGAGCUCUCUAUCAUGAGCAGUUAGCAUUGAAAACUGACUGCCGGGACAGACUGGACCACACUAACUUCCGCUUUUUGCUCUGGCGAGCUCUGGCAAAAUUCCCUGAGAGAGUGGAGCCACGGUCCAGGGAGCUUUCCCCACUUUUCUUGAGAUUUAUCAACAAUGAGUACUAUCCAGCAGAUCUGCAAGUUGCUCCAGCCCAAGAUCUGCAAAAAAAAGGCAAGAGAGGAGGGGCAGAGGACACAGAAGAGGAGCCAACUGCCAGAGAUGAUGAGGAAUCAGAAGAAGAGGUCCCCCAAGAUGAGCCUGUGCAGAGAAAGAAGACAAGACGAGCUGCUGCCAAGCAGUUAAUUGCUCACUUACAAGUUUUUGCUAAGUUUUCAAAUCCACGGGCCUUGUAUCUGGAAUCCAAAUUAUAUGAGCUGUAUCUUCAGUUGUUGCUACACCAAGAUCAAACGGUCCAAAAGAUCACUCUGGAUUGCAUAAUGACAUAUAAGCACCCGCAUAUCCUCCCUUACAGGGAAAAUUUGCAAAGAUUGCUUGAAGACAGAAGCUUUAAGGAAGAAAUAGUACAUUUCAGCAUUUCAGAAGAUAAUUCAGUAGUGAAAGCAGCUCAUCGAGCAGAUCUGUUUCCUAUUCUGAUGAGGAUUUUGUAUGGUCGAAUGAAGAACAAAACUGGGACUAAAACUCAGGGGAAAUCCGCUUCAGGCACCCGUAUGUCCAUUGUUCUGAGGUUCCUCGCUGGGACCCAGCCCGAAGAGAUCCAGAUAUUCUUAGACCUGCUCUUUGAACCUGUGAAUCACUUCCAGAAUGGCGAGUGCCAUUCUGCCGUCAUUCAAGCAGUAGAAGAUUUGGAUCUGUCAAAGGUUCUUCCUUUGGGUCGUCAGCAUGGAAUCUUAAAUAGCCUUGAAAUAGUGUUGAAGAACAUCAGUCAUCUAAUCAGUGCAUACUUACCAAAAAUUUUACAGAUACUGCUCUGUAUGACUGCCACGGUGUCACACAUCCUUGACCAACGAGAACAGAUACAACUGAGGUUUAUUAAUCCGCUGAAAAAUUUGAGACGUCUUGGGAUCAAAAUGGUGACUGAUAUCUUUUUGGAUUGGGAGUCCUAUCCAUUCAGAACAGAAGAAAUUGAUGCUGUGUUUCAUGGUGCCGUUUGGCCCCAGAUCACCAGGCUUGGAUCUGAGAGCCAGUAUUCUCCUACUCCUUUGCUGAAGCUCAUUAGUGUCUGGAGCAGAAAUGCAAGAUAUUUUCCUUUUCUGGCUAAACAGAAACCGGGGCACCCUGAGUGUGAUAUUUUGACCAAUGUUUUUGCAAUUCUCUCAGCAAAGAAUCUGUCCGAAGCCACAGCCAGUAUUGUGAUGGAAAUAGUUGAUGACCUUCUGAACCUUUCAGAUUUUGAGCCCACAGAACUAGUCCAGAGCUUGCCAGUGACCGGCUGUGUCUACCCCAAUAUAGCAGAAAAUGCAGAUGAGUCUGUCACAGUCGGCGGAAGAUUAAUUCUACCUCAUGCACCUGCAAUUCUUCAGUAUCUCAGCAAAACCACGAUAAGUGCAGAAAAGGUGAAAAAGAAAAAGAAUAGAGCACAAGUCAGCAAGGAACUUGGCAUUCUUUCAAAGAUCAGCAAGUUUAUGCAAGACAAAGAACAAAGUUCUUUACUUAUUACACUUCUCCUUCCUUUCCUCCACCGGGCCAAUAUUGCCCAGGAGACAGAGGUUGAUAUUCUGGUGACUGUACAAAACUUGUUAAAACAUUGCUUGGACCCUACGAGCUUCCUCAAGCCUCUCGCAAGACUAUUCUCAGUUAUUAAAAACAAGUUGCCAAGACAAUUGCUCUGUGCAAUUUUCCAGAAUCUUUCUGAGUUUGAGAGUGGAUUAAAAUAUGUUACUGAUGUUGUCAAGCUUAAUGCCUUCGAUCAAAGACAUCUUGAUGAUAUCAACUUCGAUGUCCGCUUCUCAGCGUUCCAGACCAUCACGUCCUACAUUAAAGAGAUGCAAACCGUGGAUCUUAAUUACCUAAUUCCAGUUAUGCAUAAUUGUUUCUACAAUCUGGAGUUAGGAGACAUGUCUUUAAGUGAUAAUGCCAGUGUGUGUCUGAUGAGUAUCAUUAAGAAGCUAGCCGCCUUGAGCUUCACAGAGAAGGAAUACCGAGAAAUCAUUCAGCGUACACUCCUGGAGAGACUGAGGAAAGGGUUGAAGAGUCAGACAGAGACUCUUCAACAGGAUCAUACCACACUGCUUUCCUGUUUAAUUCAAACCUUUCCAGAUCAGCUGGAAUUUAAAGACUUGGUACAGCUUACCAAUUGCCAUGACCCAGAAAUGGACUUCUUUGAGAAUAUGAAGCACAUUCAGAUUCACAGGCGAGCACGAGCUCUGAAGAAACUGGCAAAACAGCUGCUGGAAGGCAAAACUGUGCUGUCUUCGAAAUCUCUUCAGAAUUACAUCAUGCCGUAUGCCCUGGCACCACUUUUUGAUGAGAAAAUGCUCAAGCAUGAAAAUAUAACCAUCGCUGCUACAGAACUUAUCGGAGCUAUAUGUAAACAUCUCUCGUGGUCAGCAUAUAUAUAUUACUUGAAGCAUUUUAUUCAUGUCUUAUGUACAGGACAGAUCAAUCAAAAAUUGGGUGUCAGUUUGCUGGUUAUCGUGUUGGAAGCAUUCCACUUUGACCACCAAACUCUGGAAGAACAGAUGGGGAAGAUUCAGAAUGAGGACGGCACAGUGGAAGUGAUUGAGAUACCAGAGCAUGAAGCCAUGGAGUUAGAUGAAGAAGGGGAGGAUGGAGAGGAGAAGGAAGGUGGGUGGAAGAGCCUGUCAGAUGACAAGAAGGAAUCGGGAAGCCCCGAUGCAGCCGAUCCUGGAGAGACAUCAGCCAAGGAAUCUGAGUGUGUCCCGAAGUCCUUCUCCUGCCUUCCUCAGAAUAAAGAAGAGUUGGAAAGAACCAUUAAAAACAUCCAUGGAACCAUAACAGGGGAUAUCCUACCCAAGCUCCAUAAAUGCCUGGCAUCUACGACGAAGAGGGAGGAAGAGCACAAGCUGGUCAAGUCAAAGGUCGUGAACGACGAGGAGGUCGUUCGAGUGCCUUUAGCCUUCGCCAUGGUGAAGCUCAUGCAGUCUCUUCCCCAAGAAGUCAUGGAAACGAAUCUGCCAGGUAUUUUGCUGAAGGUGUGUGCCCUUCUCAAGAAUAGAGCCCAGGAAAUCAGAGACAUUGCACGCAGCACUCUGGCAAAAAUCAUAGAAGACCUGGGUGUGCGCUACCUCCAGUAUAUUUUAAAGGAAUUGCAGACUACACUUGUCCGUGGCUAUCAGGUCCAUGUGCUAACUUUCACUGUGUACAUGUUGCUGCACGGCCUCACGAACAAGCUCCAAGUUGGUGAUUUGGACUCUUCUUUAGACAUAAUGAUUGAGGUCUUUAACCAUGAGUUGUUUGGUGCCGUUGCUGAAGAGAAAGAAGUGAAGCAGAUCCUCUCCAAAAUUAUGGAGGCCCGAAGAAGCAAGAGUUACGAUUCUUAUGAAAUCCUGGGCAAGUUUGUAGGAAAAGACCAGGUUACGAAACUGAUCCUUCCGUUAAAAGAGAUCUUACAAAAUACCACGAGUUUAAAACUGGCCCGGAAAGUUCAUGAAACCUUACGUCGCAUCAUCGCAGGGUUAAUUGUAAAUCAGGAAAUGACAACAGAAGCCAUCUUAUUGCUCAGUUACGGUUUGGUCAGUGAAAAUCUCCCCCUGUUAACAGAGAAAGAAAAAAAUCCAGCACCCCCUGCGCCGGAUCCCCGUCUGCCACCCCAGAGCUGCCUUCUGCUCCCGCCUACUCCUGGUCGCGGCGGUCAGAAGGCCCUCGUGAGCAAGAAAACCAACAUGCACAUAUUUGUCGAGUCUGGGCUUCAGCUGCUAUAUCUGAGUCUGAAGAAUUCCAAGAUCAAAUCUUCGAGUGAGAAUGUUUUGGAAAUGUUGGAUCCUUUUGUAUCUCUCCUCAUAGACUGCCUGGGCUCCAGGGAUGUGAAGGUGAUUACAGGCACUCUACAGUGCCUCAUCUGGGUCUUGAGGUUCCCGCUGCCUUCCAUAGAAACCAAGGCAGAACAGCUGACCAAACACCUGUUCCUUUUGCUGAAGGACUAUGCAAAGCUCGGGGCUGCCAAGGGCCUGAACUUCCACCUGGUGGUCAAUUGUUUCAAGUGUGUGACCAUACUGGUGAAGAAAGUGAAGUCGUAUCAGAUCACGGAAAAGCAGCUGCAGGUCCUGCUGGCCUAUGCGGAGGAGGACAUCUACGACACCUCCCGACAAGCUACCGCGUUUGGUCUUCUCAAGGCCAUCUUAUCAAGAAAGCUGUUGGUUCCAGAAAUAGAAGAUGUCAUGCGGAGAGUGUCCAAGUUGGCGAUUUCUGCGCAGAGUGAGCCCGUCAGAGUGCAGUGCAGACAGGUUUUCCUGAAGUACAUUCUUGACUAUCCCCUUGGCGACAAAUUGAGACCAAACCUGGAAUUCGUGCUCGCUCAACUGAGUUAUGAACAUGAGACCGGGAGAGGGUCCGCCUUGGAAAUGAUCGCCUACCUCCUUGACACGUUCCCGCAGGGCCUGCUCCACGAGAACUGCGGGGUCUUCUUCAUCCCCCUCUGCCUAAUGAUGGGGAACGACGACUCGGCCACGUGCAAGAAGAUGGCGGCCGCCACCAUCAAGUCCCUGCUCAGCAAAAUGGACCUGGAGAAAAGGGACUGGCUGUUUGACAUGGUCACCAGUUGGUUCAGUGCCAAAAAGAGCUUAAAUAGACAGCUGGCUGCCCUGAUCUGUGGCUUAUUCGUGGAAAGUGAAGGAGUGGAAUUUGAGAGGAGGCUUGGCACUGUUCUUCCUGUGAUUGAAAAGGAAAUCGAUCCUGAAAAGUUUACAGAUAUAAUGGAAGAGACCGAAGAAAAGGCUGCAGACCGCCUCCUGUUUAGUUUCCUUACACUGAUCAGUAAACUCAUCAAGGAAUGCCAUUUCGUUCAGCUUACCAAGCCUUCUGAGGUUUUGAAUCAAAUAUGGAGUCACGUGCACGCCCACUUGAGGCAUGCCCACAGCUGGGUGUGGCUCACCGCAGCCCAGGUGUUUGGGUUGCUCUUUGCCUCUUGCCAACCAGAGGAGCUGGUCAGAAAAUGGCAGACCAAGAAGACUCAAAAUAGACUCCCCGAACCUGUGGCAGUCAAGCUCCUAACAAGUGACCUCGAGCAGAAGAUGAGAAGCAUUUCUUUAGCUUCUUGCCAUCAGCUGCAUUCCAAGUUCUUGGAUCAGUCCCUAGGAGAGCAGGUUGUGAAGAAUCUGUUGUUUGUAGCCAAAGUCUUGUAUCUGCUCGUACCCGAUUCUGACGAUAAGCAAGACGAGGCAGAAGACGAUGACGGGGAAGAACAAGGGGCAGUCGGAGGUGGUGUGGCCCCAGAGGAAAGGGAAGGGAAAACAGAAGGUGCCAAAGACGAGAAGGAAGAGGUGAAGGAGGAGCCCAGCAAGCCAGCCACGCUGAGCUGGCUGAUCCUGAAGCUGUCGAGGAUGGCAAAGCUGGAGUCUGCUUAUACACCUAGAAACCUUUUAAAGAGAACGUGCAUCUUUAAGUUUCUUGGCGCGGUGGCCAUGGAUCUGGGAGCAGAGAAGGUGACGCCGUACCUCCCGAUGAUCAUAGCCCCUUUGUUUCGAGAGCUGAACAGCACCUAUUCGGAGCAAGAUCCUUCGCUGAAGAAUCUAUCCCAGGAAAUUAUAGAGUUACUCAAACAGCUGGUCGGGCUGGAGAGCUUCUCAAUGGCCUUUGCCUCCGUACAGAAGCAGGCAAAUCAGAAAAGGGCUCUCCGGAAAAAGAGGAAGGCGUUGGAGUUUGUAACCAAUCCUGAUAUUGCUGCCAAGAAAAAGCUUAAGAAACACAAAAAUAAAAGCGAAGCCAAGAAGAGGAAAAUAGAGUUCCUGCGCCCAGGCUAUAAGGCCAAGAGGCAAAAAAGCCACGGCCUGAAGGAUUUGGCAAUGGUGGAGUAAGGGGCCCCUGGGCUGGUAGCCAAGCUCAGUCUGCCUCUUGUCUGACUGUCCCAGAAGAAUGAACUGUCUGCCGUUUUCUAAUCUGAAGUCCCACCAAGUUGUAUUGGUUAUAUAUUUAAAUUAAAUUUUGGCAUAGAUUGUAUAAUACAUUGCUUAAUAUAAUCAUGCUUGUGGUUUUUUUAAUUAAACAUGCCCAAACAUUUCAUGAUAA
Molecule: messenger RNA, 8669 nt
Organism: Echinops telfairi (small Madagascar hedgehog)
Lineage: Eukaryota; Metazoa; Chordata; Mammalia; Afrosoricida; Tenrecidae
Gene: UTP20
Product: UTP20 small subunit processome component
Exons: 62
Coding region: 83-8458 (2791 amino acids)
Cellular component (GO): small-subunit processome; nucleolus; 90S preribosome
Source: RefSeq, a predicted model, not a curated record